AUGGAGUACAAAAGUUUUAUCUGGGCGUUGGCCAAACGUCCAAGCCCAGAGAGCAAACAAGUGGACCAGGUCCGAUGUUUCUGUGCCGUAUUUGGUGCCAUGGUCCUCGUAGGUACAAUAUAUGAUAUAUAUAUUAAAAUUAAACGGCAUAAUUCCGGUAACAGAGCUGCACGUCAAGGGUAUAUCCAUCAGUUCAUCUUGGCGUGUUCGUUCCUGGAAAAUGGUCGUAAGAUUCUGUCAGCCAAAGUAACCUCUCCAUAUCUGCUGUGUUUGAACGGAAUACGUGUACUCAGUUUUUCAUGGGUGUUCAUUGGUCAUAUAUUUACGGCACUGGUGAAUGUUACCGAGAACUUCAAUUAUUUACUCAACAGCUUCAAAGGAUUUUGGUAUCAAGUGAUAUGGAAUGCAACGUAUUCUGUGGACUCCUUCUUUUAUUUAAGUGGUUUGUUAGUGACAUACCUAUCAAUGAAACAGAUGGCUAGAAACAAUGGUAAAAUGAACUGGUUGGUGUAUUACAUUCAUCGAUAUUGGAGAAUAACAUGGGUGUUGUUGUUUGUAAUGUUGUUUUAUACAUACCUCAUUCUACACAUAUUUGACGGACCAUUGUAUCAGUUGGCAUAUGAAGGAGGAAGAAAGAACUGCAAAGAUUAUUGGUGGACGAAUAUUCUGUAUAUAAACAACUUGUACCCUUUUCCUGGUGUUAACGGUCCAUGUAUUGGAUGGGUGUGGUAUCUGGCAUGUGAUAUGCAGUUCUAUUGGCUCAGUCCACCAAUACUUAUUCUGCUUUACAGGUCUUGGAAAUUGGGCAUGGGGUUGAUCGCAUUGCUGUGUGUGGCGUGUUGGUGUGUCGUCGCUUUUAUUGCUACAUACUUCGGAGAAGUUGCUUCAAUGUUUCAAGAGUACAAUGAUAACAUAGAAGAUGCUAAUGGUAUUGACGUUAUAUAUGGGAAAACAUACACAAGGUGGCCUGUGUACAUGGUUGGCAUGGUUACAGGAUAUAUACUCUAUAGAUUGGAGGGGGAAAAAUUCAAAAUGAGAUUGGCAUAUGUAGUUAGUGGUUGGUGUGCAGCCAUUGCUACAGGAUUGGCUAUUAUCUAUGGUUUAUGGUACACAGUAGAAGGACACUAUAUGCCACAAUGGUUAGCCGUGUUAUAUCUCACACUUAGUCGUCCAGCAUGGGCUGUAGCAUUGGGUUGGAUGACAAUAGCAUGUGUCACAGGAUAUGGAGGUCCAGUCAACGCUAUUCUGUCAUGGAAGAUUUGGAUACCACUGUCACGACUCACGUUCAGUGCGUACAUGAUACAUCUUCCUGUCAUUGCCAUGGGAUACAUGAGCCGUGAUAGGUUGUUAUUCUAUGACGUAUACAAUCUGGUUUAUUUGGUACUUGGGGGAAUCCUUUUGACGUUUACCGUGGCGUUUGCAAUAUCGGUAUUUUUAGAAAACCCGACCAUUGGCUGGGAGAAAAUAGUAUUGAAAAGGAAGAAAUGA
Molecule: messenger RNA, 1488 nt
Organism: Saccoglossus kowalevskii
Lineage: Eukaryota; Metazoa; Hemichordata; Enteropneusta; Harrimaniidae
Product: nose resistant to fluoxetine protein 6-like
Source: RefSeq, a predicted model, not a curated record